Messenger RNA from Gymnogyps californianus (California condor), 1037 nucleotides. RefSeq names its product NK6 homeobox 1 (gene NKX6-1). Gene Ontology annotation, cellular component: nucleus. Gene Ontology annotation, molecular function: RNA polymerase II cis-regulatory region sequence-specific DNA binding; DNA-binding transcription factor activity, RNA polymerase II-specific. NCBI's taxonomy places the organism in Eukaryota, Metazoa, Chordata, Aves, Accipitriformes, Cathartidae. The record is from RefSeq and is a predicted model, not a curated record. Gene Ontology annotation, biological process: cell differentiation; regulation of transcription by RNA polymerase II.
AUGCUGGCGCUGGGGCAGAUGGACGGCGCGCCCCGGCAGGGCGCCUUCCUGCUGGGCAGCCCGCCGCUGGCCGCCCUGCACAGCAUGGCCGAGAUGAAGGCGCCGCUGUACCCCGUACCCCUGCCCGCCGGGCCCGCCUCCUCGUCCUCCGCCUCCGCCUCGCCCGCCUCCGCCUCGCCCUCGCCGCCGCUCGGCUCCCCCGGCCUCAAGGCGCCCGCCGCCUCCGCCGCGGGCGGGCUCUCGGCGCUGGGCUCGGCCCCGCCGCAGCUCUCGGCCGCCACCCCGCACGGCAUCAACGACAUCCUCAGCCGGCCCUCCAUGCCCCUGCCGGGCGCUGCGCUCGCCUCCGCCUCGCCCUCCGCCUCCUCGGCGGCGCCCGCCGGGCUGCUGGCCGGGCUGCCCCGCUUCGGCAGCCUCAGCCCCCCGCCGCCGCCGCCGCCCGCCCUCUACUUCAGCCCCGGUGCCGCCGCCGCUGCCGCCGCCGUGGCCGCCGGGCGCUACCCCAAGCCGCUGGCCGAGCUGCCCGGCCGGACGCCCAUCUUCUGGCCGGGGGUGAUGCAGAGCCCGCCCUGGAGGGACGCCCGCCUCGCCUGCGCCCCCCAUCAAGGCUCAAUUUUGCUGGAUAAGGACGGAAAGAGAAAACAUACCAGACCCACUUUUUCUGGCCAGCAGAUUUUCGCCCUGGAAAAGACUUUCGAGCAGACGAAAUACCUGGCGGGCCCGGAGCGAGCCCGGCUGGCCUAUUCGCUGGGGAUGACGGAGAGCCAAGUCAAGGUCUGGUUCCAGAACCGACGGACCAAGUGGCGGAAGAAGCACGCGGCGGAGAUGGCGACGGCCAAGAAGAAGCAGGACUCGGAGACGGAGCGGCUGAAGGGCGCCUCGGAGAACGAGGAGGAGGACGACGACUACAACAAGCCCCUGGACCCCAACUCGGACGACGAGAAGAUCACGCAGCUGCUGAAGAAACACAAGCCGGGGGGCGGCGGGCUGCUGCUGCACCCCCCCGAGGGGGAGGCCUCCGCCUAGCCCGCUCCGCC